UGAGUAUGGUUGCCCCAAAUCGAAGGGAAGGAAGAACCAAAACCCUAAUCUAGAUUACCAUUUUUGUUGUGGUGGUACAACCCCAUCAAUUAUUCUGAUGUAGUACAAACUAUGUUCGGUCCACGGUUUCGCUGAUUUUUUUUUUAAUUUUAUAAAAACCCACCAUCAGCUGUUGAUUAUCCGAUGGUCGUCUCUUCGUCACCAGCGAUUUGAAAAUUGGGAAGCGGAGGUGGGUUUGUGUAGGUCAAUCCUCUUCAUGCUUUUACUCUUUCAACUCUUCUCUCGACAACCCACCUCAAAAAUCGUGAGGAGGAAUUCGAGCAACGAUCUUUGAUUUUGCAUACAAGAUAUAGAAACCCUCGGAAUUCGCGAUUUCCUCGCGGAAAAUAAGCUCAGACUCCAAAUAUAUGACAUUGUAGCACAGAGAGCGCUUUAACUAUUGUCGCCAGCCCUAAAUACAGCUGAAUAACUUUUCUGGCUGUGAUCUUGUUCUUCCAUUGGAGACUUAGAACACCUUGCUUUCCUUGAUCAUAUAAUGAAUCAGUGAUUUGAUAGUAAUUAAAGUACAAAUGGGUUUAAGAGUGAAGCUGGCCAUUCUGCCCUUUCUUCUCUCUAUAAUAGUAAUUUUCAGUCACAGCAUUACUGCUGAACAAGAGAACGAAUUUUUGCAAAGAGUAAGAGCUGCUCCACAAAGAAAUGCAGGGAAUGUUGUGAUUGAUGGCUCUGGUAGAGAGCACAUUUUUCUUUCGGAUAAGAAUGAUAAUGGAAUGGACCAGUGGCAGGUUGGGAGUAAUAGAGUUUCAUUGUCGACAGUUGCAAUUUCCACUCUUGCAAUGGCUGCAGCAACUGGUUUAGGUGCCGUGCCAUUCUUUUUUGUGGAGCUUGAUGCACAGUGGGCUGGAAUAUGUAACGGAAUGGCUGCAGGGGUGAUGCUGGCUGCCAGCUUUGACCUUAUACAGGAAGGACAAGGCCACGGGAGCAGCAGUUGGGUUGUGUUUGGUAUCCUUGCCGGUGGGAUUUUCAUAUGGCUUUGCAAGAAGUUUCUUGAUCAAUACGGCGAAGUAAGCAUGCUGGACAUAAAGGGAGCAGAGGCUGCCAAAGCCAUUCUUGUAGUUGGGAUAAUGACUCUUCAUUCUUUUGGGGAGGGAUCUGGCGUUGGAGUUUCAUUUGCUGGCCCCAAAGGUUUAUCUCAGGGAUUAUUGGUGACUUUGGCCAUAGCUGUCCAUAAUAUCCCCGAGGGCUUGGCUGUUAGCAUGGUCCUUGCAUCAAGAGGUGUAUCUCCACAGAAUGCCAUGUUAUGGAGUGUUAUUACAUCUCUUCCGCAGCCUAUUGUGGCGGUUCCUUCAUUUAUAUGUGCUGAUACAUUCAACAAGUUCCUGCCAUUUGCUACGGGAUUUGCUGCAGGGUGUAUGAUUUGGAUGGUCGUUGCCGAAGUCCUUCCAGAUGCUUUCAAGGAAGCUUCCCCAUCUCAUGUUGCAUCUGCAGCUACCCUUUCGGUGGCCUUCAUGGAAGCUCUCGGUACCAUUUUCGAGCAUUUCAGUCACAACUACAACCCAGAGGACACAUCCGGAUUCCUUGUUUCCCUACUAUUCGGCCUAGGUCCAUUACUCGGCGGGAUUUCCCUCGUUGCAUUUGCCCUAACUUUCCGUCUCCAACAUGCCCUCCUCACCGGCAUAGCUUCCGGCAUCGCCUUUGUGCUCAGCGCCUGGCGACCUCUCCAACUUCUACUCUCAUCCAAAAUGGGGCUUUUCCCGCUCGUCUUCCUCCUCGCCCUCGGAUGCAUCAUUAUCCACCUCGCCAUAUCCACGGCCACACAGCUCGGGUCCCGCAAGAGAACUUCAGCACAGGCAAUAUCGGCUGUCACGGGGCUUUCAGUAAGCGCGCUCACUCUCCAAUCUGUCCUUUCCUGUCUAGCCAUUGCCCUCCACGCCCUAGCCGAGGGGCUUGCACUGGGUGUAGCUGCUCCAAAAGCGUAUGGGCUAGGGAGGCACAUGGUUCUGCCGGUCUCUCUCCACGGAUUCCCGCGGGGCGCAGCUGUGGCUAGCUGCAUUUUCGGGGCCACCGACAGCUGGCACGGGUCCCUCCUGUCUGCGGCGAUGAUCGGGUUUGUGGGUCCAUUGUCUGCCAUAGGAGCUAUUCUUGUUGGGAUUGAUUACAGCGGAUUGGACCACCUGAUGGUCUUUGCUUGCGGAGGGCUUUUGCCGUGUUUCUGGAGCAUUGCGAAUCGAGCGGUCAAGCUGGAUAAAAAGAAGAGUGUGGUCGGGCUUGUUGUCGGUGUAGGCUUUGCCACGGUGUGUUUAACAUGCACAAAGCUUGUGUGCUUGCACACGCCGUAUUGCAACUCUGCACCAGAGGCUGUUCGAUGAUCGGUUUUAUGUGGAUGAUGUUCAAGUCUAGAGAGAUAUAUAAAUGCUAUUAUUCUGUAAACAAAAAUUGAAUCUUUGGUGUAUUAUUAGGCUUGGAGCAUCCUCUUUUCCAUGUGAAUGAAUGCUUAAAAUUUCUAAGCUCCAAAGCUAUUAUAGGAUUGUAAAGUUUUUGGAGGGGGGUUUUGGAUGACUGAAAUUAUUAUGUGUAUAUGAUUAUUUUA
Molecule: messenger RNA, 2587 nt
Organism: Andrographis paniculata
Lineage: Eukaryota; Viridiplantae; Streptophyta; Magnoliopsida; Lamiales; Acanthaceae
Product: putative zinc transporter At3g08650
Exons: 6
Coding region: 570-2366 (598 amino acids)
Biological process (GO): zinc ion transmembrane transport
Cellular component (GO): membrane
Molecular function (GO): zinc ion transmembrane transporter activity
Source: RefSeq, a predicted model, not a curated record